AUGUCUUCUUCUUCUUCUCCUCCUCCCCUGACAAUCCACCACCUUCACAUCUCGCAGUCGGAGCGGAUCGUCUGGCUGUGCGAGGAGCUGGCGAUCCCCUACACGUUGAAGACGUACAGGCGGGACCCGCUGCUGUCGCCGGCCCCGUUGGCGGCGCUGACGCCCCAGAAAUCCGCACCGGUGAUGACCACGACCAAUCCGGUGACGGGCGUGGAAUUCAACAUGGCCGAGUCGGGCGCCAUCGCCGCGUACAUCGACAGCGUGUUCGGCGGCGCGAGACUGUCGCUGGACGCCGCCCACGCGAACUACCCGGACUUCCUGUUCUGGUUUCACUACGCCAACGGGACCCUGAUGCCCGCCUUCGGCCGCCUGUUGAGCGGCGCCUGGCUGCAGCCCUCCCCGGAUAACCCCUUCCCCAAGUCCCUCCUCGCCGGACUGCGCAAGCACCUGGGCGCCGUGGACGCGCGGCUCGCCACCACAGGCGCCUUCCUGGCCGGCGACCGCUUCACCCUCGCCGACGUGCUCACCGUCUGGUCCCUCACCACGGGCCGCCAGUGGACGCCCGCCAAUCUGUCGGCGUACCCGGCCAUCCUGGCGUAUUUGCAGCGUAUCGGUUCACGGGAGGCGUACCAACGCGCCAUGGACAAGGCAGAGCCCGGUUUGGACUGGAGGCAGGGCCUGACGGCGGAGGGGCCCGAGCUGUUUCCGGCGUACAGGCAGAUGCUGGACCAGACGGGGAUCGAUCUGACCCAGUGGAAGAUUUGA
Molecule: messenger RNA, 765 nt
Organism: Fonsecaea erecta
Lineage: Eukaryota; Fungi; Ascomycota; Eurotiomycetes; Chaetothyriales; Herpotrichiellaceae
Exons: 1
Coding region: 1-765 (254 amino acids)
Source: RefSeq, a predicted model, not a curated record